Messenger RNA from Tuber aestivum (summer truffle), 4362 nucleotides. NCBI's taxonomy places the organism in Eukaryota, Fungi, Ascomycota, Pezizomycetes, Pezizales, Tuberaceae. The record is from the annotation of a GenBank genome assembly.
CAUCCAUCCACCCUUUAAACCAUACAAAUCUAUCCCCACAACUCCACACGCUCACUUAUCCUUCUACCUCCCAAUUCACUCCUUUCCGCUGAGCUGGAUCCUACUGCCCACGCAAGCACCAACAGCCACCUGAGCAAUUCCCUCCUUCCCUCUCCCUUUCUUCAUCUCGCAUUUCUUCUGACUCUGAGCUUCUGCUCCUCACACCCACCUCCCCACCAAGCAUUAGUUUUCCCGGUGCUCGCAUCGUCCGCGGAUGCUACUUCCUCUCGUGGGGAAAUAGGUAAAAGAAAGAAGGAAAAGGUAAAAAAAGGGAGGGAAAAUUCGUGUCCCCUUCGUCUACAUACACCUGCAUUUCGCGUCCCCCCACCAUCUACGGGUUUCCCGCUCUCGUGGUUCCAUCAGGCCGGCUCUGUAGUUGACUAGGUCUCUUACCAAUCGCCUCGACUCUGGCUACCCCCAUCCCUCCAUUUCGUCUAUAACAUCCGGUGCCCCCCCCCCCCCCUCCUCGUUCCCGGUCGAGACUCCCGCUCCGCUGGCAGUAGCUACUGCACACUCACGCUUAGCUCACGGCCGUAGCUAGCGCAAUUUUGGUCCCGUUCGCCAUGGGCGAGAUUAGGAGUGAUGGUGGGAGAAAGCUCUCUGUUGUCGAGGUUACCGAGGAACCUGGCACUCAGCACUUUACAGCUGUCAACAAUUCUAACGGGCAUUCAAAUCACCGCUCACAGUUACCGCCGUUGGGGCCAGGACAGGCCCCGAGGGACAUGAAUCCGACUCCGGGCUCUGCGACCUCUACGAUUGAUUCACCGCGAUUUCCAUUGAAAGGAGACGAACAUUGGCAACGAAGCCGUCCCGUGGAUGUAGAUAUGAAUGGGGUACCGCAGAAGCGUAAGAGGUCACCAGAGAUUGAGAAUCAACGGGCCGUCACCCCUACCACGCAAACCACGCAUCACCAUUUGGCUGCUCACGAGGCGGCUUUGGGCGCGGAGGAGCACGGUGGAAUGAAUAAUCACCAACACAAACGUCAACACGCGGAUAUGAACGAGAAGCACGGUGGAAAUUAUGGGGUGGAUGACGAAAAGUUGAAUGACGGUGAAGGCACAAGGGCUGGAGCAUUGGAGGGCUCACCACAACCCGGAUCGCAGCAGGGGCAGGGCAAACGGAAGAGGGUGUUUAGUAAUAGGACUAAGACUGGUUGUAUUACCUGCAGGAGGAGGAAGAAGAAAUGCGAUGAGGGAAAACCUGAAUGUUUGUUCACAAUUCCUCCCUCCUCCCCACACGCCCAUCCCGAUGGUUGUCCAGUGAAUUAUUUCCCUGCAAACCUUGCCCUAUUCCCUGAACGAAGUUUGGUUUAUGUUUGGAUUUUCAACCAUUCGAAUCAUUCAACCAUUUUUAAUCGCUCUUGCUAUAGUAUACGUAUAUGGGACAUACCGUUUUUAACCGAAUGGAACUAACUUUCUAGCAGGCAGCAAUUGCAAACGUGGUGGAUUUGUCUGUGAGGGGUAUUCCGGAAAGAUUAACUGGCAGAAGCCACCCGGCAGGAGUCCUAGCACGGCGGGAGCGCCGGUGAGCAUCCAAUCCAAGACGGAGCAGGUGGGCUCAGCCUCCGCUUCCCCCUCGCCUGCCGUCGUGCAGAAGCAAUCUCAAACCCAAACCCACCGGCUAGACGAGGUAGCUCAACGUCAGUCGCCGCAAACUAGGGUGCCCCAAUACUCUUACGUUACAACGCCCACAGUGGUUCCGGAGAAGCCAGUUUCAGAGGAGUCCACCUCGCCCAACGUUACCGAGCUUACCACUUCUCAUCCCUCCCUAAGGGUGCAGAUGCCUCAGACACCCGCGCUUCCGGCGUUUGUGUCGGUCGUGCCGCAGCCGGUGAUACCGGCCAACAACACUGUUACCAGUCACCGUGCCUCAGUAUCACAGGCCGCGAUAACCGCCGCCAGCGGGUCGUCCGUGCCUCGCGAACGCUCGGAGAAGGAGAAGAUGAUUAGUUCUGAUCUAUAUUUUGCUGGUGCUCCCGAGCUGGUUCAGGAACGGGAGAGAUGUAAGGCUGCGUGCUGGCGCUUCAACAACGCUGCAACAAACCCUGACCUUGGCAUCUCCAAUACUGAAAGGGGAAGGUUGCUGCACCAGAUUUUACGACCAGGAAGGACGUGGGAGGCUACGCGGGUUAACAACGGUCUUGCGGGACCGGAGAUAUCUUACACUAGCGAUGCGGGCACGCCUAGCGAUAUCGUGGAUGUUCAUGUUGAUGCUCCAUUCAAUUGCAGCUAUGGUUACAACAUCAGCUUAGGGAGGGACGUUUUGAUCGAGGCUGGGUGCACGAUCUUGGAUAGUUGCUCCGUGAGUUUAUCAUUGAUUGGCGGGUAAAGGUGGAAACUAAUCCGUCCAGGUAACCAUCAAAGCACGGACCAUCCUCUCGCCGGAUGUGAGCAUCUAUUCAGCUACCCACCCAAUAGAUCCCCGGAAGCGGAACGGCUCCAAGGGCCCAGAGAUCGCGAAGCCAGUGGUAAUUGAGGAGGACUGCUGGUUAGGCGGAAAUGUCAUUGUCCUGUGUGUUCCCCGCAAAUGAUCCAAACGGCCAAUGGAGCGAAGCAAGAGAACUGACAGAGGUAGUGGCGGGAUUACAAUAGGCAAGGGGUCGGUCGUAGGUGCCGGAAGUGUGGUUACGAGGGUUCGUGUCUUAUCCUCCCUGAUACAUCUGCCCGUGCCUUAUGACUAACAACUGGCCAGGACGUUCCGCCUUAUACGGUGGUAGCCGGAAACCCUGCCCGAGUGAUACGUGGGAUAUAUCGCAAUGAUAGCACGGAUAUGUGAGGCUACUUCACGAAUACGGGAUGCUAUCAAAUAACUCGAGAAUUACAACUAUGUGGCUGGCAGCGAUCCUGCACUUUGUGCUCAAUGUUCUUGAUCGUGGAUCACGAGCCUGCCAGCAACCAAUCUCCCACCUGCUCAUAACAGUUCUGCGUCGAAGGGAGAUAGUGAGAGAAGCUUUUUUUUUUGUUCUCUUCUCUCUUUCCAAUACCAUGCUUUCUCAGCCUAAUUUCGCGUGUAUGGGACUUUAUUUCAUUGGUCGUCGGGAGGUUCUGCUUGUUUUCACUCCUGUUUCAUUUUGUCUGCUGGCUUGAUAUAGUAUUCUUCCUCCUUUUGUAUCUCUUUUUCCCGUUUACUAUUAGCAAUGCCGCUUCCAUUUUCUUUUCACUGUUGAAAAAGGCGUAGAUUUGAAUAUUGAGGGUCUUCAAUGAGGGUUAUGUAAGAAAUGACUAUUUUCUUCUCUUCUCUUCUCCUUUUUGUUUUAAUGGAGGCCUUUUUCUUCUUUCCAUUUUCCUGGGGUAGGAUAUAGUGGGAUUUCUCUCUGGGCGAUGGGGUGUGGUUGUAUUUCUUCAUUUUCAAUUUUUUUUUUUGAUUCACACUUUUAUGAUUGGUUGGUUCGUGGGGUGAAGAUUUGGCUGGUUGGCUCGGUGGGGUUGCUGGUUGGGAGUAUAUACAGCGGUUUGAAUUAUGGUUUCUUUCUUUUUCCUUCUCUCUUCACUUCCUAUGAUGCUUUUCGUUUUUUUUUUUUUUUUUGAUUUAGGUUUUUGUGCCUGCUUGCUUGUCUGGGGUUAGCUAUCACAUAUGACGUCUUUCCUCUCAUCUCUUCUUUCAUAUCUCCUCUCCUCCAUCCUGGAGAGGAGGGGGGUGGAUGGUCCCUUUCUUUCGUGAAUGCGCUAACGUGAAAUUUUGGUAUAUAGAGUGGGUAUGAUGUGAAUAUAAGAAUAUAAUCUGUCGUAAUACCCUGUACUAUUGACCUCCAACCCCCCUACUUGAUGAAUACCCUAAUACACCCGGACAGCCCCCUCUCUUAAUCACCGUCCUGCCCUCCGCGCAUCUAUAUUCGCGGGUAUUCGCAUUCCGACUCGGAUCUACGCGAUAGCCUGGGUAGAGCUGGAAUGCGGGCUAUGCGAUCGGGGCGAUAGCAUAGAUCUUUGCGUCCGGAUUGUGGAGCUUUUUUCGCACAGGAGGUCAGCCUGAGCUGGAGAGUCUCUAGUGGGAUUCGAGGCUAGGUCUUUGUUAAGUGUGAAGCAAUCGUCCAUGUCCGGCCUCGUGGGGCCGAGUUUGAAAGACUGGCUUGUGGCAAGGGUCGUGUCGGUGCUGUGGGGGGGGGUUGAGUGCGAGGAUGAUUCGUCGGAUCCGAUACUGGCUCUUCACCGCCCUUCUCACUCUCCGCUAUCGAUUAACUUUGCCUCAUGCUAUCUGCGUUCCCGCCGUGCAGCGCGUUAGGCCCGCUGCUCCCUUCGGAUGGUAUGACCCCGGAAUUUGGGAUGUUGAUGCACGCGUCCGAUCGUCGAGCUAAAGCGUUGGAUUGACGCCGUGUUUGACCGCCGC